CUGAUCGUACCUACGUAUUCAUCGCAUCCUUCCAUUAUCUAUCUACUCCGUAUCCCUUUUUUGAUCGCAUCCGAUGGAUGGUUCCCCUCCCAGGCUCAUCUCCUCCGUCCUUACGGAGUACUGGGACCCCUCCGACUGCUCCGUUCCCGCCACCCACGGAUCGAAAUGGCCGUUACCCCUCGAUCCAUCCCCUCGAUCCCCUCCAACCCCCUCCUCGCUCCCCUCUCAGACCCCUCCUGGGCAAUCAGCUCGCCAGGAUCACCGUCGGUAACCCCUACGUAGACCAUCCACUAGUGAUUUG
Aspergillus ibericus CBS 121593 is the source of this 301-nucleotide messenger RNA. RefSeq lists its product as uncharacterized. Lineage: Eukaryota; Fungi; Ascomycota; Eurotiomycetes; Eurotiales; Aspergillaceae. The coding region runs from base 74 to 271 and encodes 65 amino acids. The transcript has a single exon. The record is from RefSeq and is a predicted model, not a curated record.